Messenger RNA from Phragmites australis (common reed), 1909 nucleotides. Its product is annotated as probable arabinosyltransferase ARAD1. Gene Ontology annotation, molecular function: glycosyltransferase activity. Bases 162 to 1604 code for a protein of 480 amino acids. NCBI's taxonomy places the organism in Eukaryota, Viridiplantae, Streptophyta, Magnoliopsida, Poales, Poaceae. The record is from RefSeq and is a predicted model, not a curated record. The transcript is spliced from 2 exons.
AUCCAGACCAACCAAAAUGAAAAAAUAUCACAACGUCGGACUCGUCUUUCCCCUUUCCUUUUCUUUCCCUCUGCAUCCGCUCCACUCCAGAAUCAGAUCGAUCCACCAUGUUCCCUCCUCCACAACCCCCGAUCCAGCUCCAGACAUGACCCGCGCUCCCGAUGGCGCCCCGCGGCCGCAUCCUCCUCCUGCCGCUCGCCGCGGCCACCGUCCUCGUCGCCUCCACCAUCUUCCUCUUCGCCGCCGCCGGCGCGCGCUGGCGACCCGCCGACACCGGCCUCCCCGUCCCCACCGCCACCGCCACUUCCUUCUCGACUGCCGUCGCCGUGACUGUGGGUUCGUCCUCCAACACCAGCGGCGGCAAAGACCUAUCCUUUCUUGACGAGAACGGCCGCCCCGACGACCCCGGCUCUGGCUCUGGCUCCACCUCGGCCGCUGGGAGAUGCGACCCCCGCGACGCCGCCAUCAGGGUCUUCAUGUACGACAUGCCGCCCGAGUUCCACUUCGGCCUCCUUGGCUGGGCGCCGCCUGUUGGAGCCGGGGACGUCUGGCCAGACGUCAGGAACGGCGCUGCGCCGCCGCGCUACCCCGGGGGGCUCAACCAGCAGCACAGCGUCGAGUACUGGCUGACGCUGGACCUCCUGUCCUCUUCCUCGGCUCCCUGCGGAGCCGCCGUGCGGGUCGCCGACUCCCGCGACGCCGACGUGGUCUUCGUCCCCUUCUUCGCGUCCCUAAGCUACAACCGCCACUCCAGGGCCGUGCCGCCGGAGAAGGUCAGCAGGGACAAGGCGCUGCAGGAGAAGCUCGUCAGGUACCUCAUGGCGCAGCCGGAGUGGAAGAGGUCGGGUGGCUCCGACCACGUGAUCGUCGCACACCACCCGAACAGCUUGCUGCAAGCCCGGGCGGCGCUGUUCCCGUCGGUGUUUGUGCUGUCCGACUUCGGGAGGUACCACCCCGGAGUGGCCAGCUUGGAGAAGGAUAUCAUUGCGCCCUACAAGCACAUGGCGAAGACGUUUGUGAAUGAUUCGGCCGGAUUUGAUGACCGGCCAACAUUGUUAUACUUCCGCGGAGCCAUUUACAGGAAGGAGGGAGGGAGCAUUCGGCAGGAGCUAUAUUAUAUGCUCAAAGACAAAAAGGAUGUUUAUUUUUCCUUUGGAAGCGUCCAGGACCAUGGGGCCAGCAAAGCCAGCCAGGGAAUGCGCUCAUCAAAAUUUUGCCUAAACAUUGCUGGGGACACCCCUUCUUCCAAUCGCUUGUUUGAUGCGAUAGUAAGCCACUGUGUCCCUGUUAUCAUCAGUGAUGACAUUGAGCUACCUUAUGAGGACGUAUUAGAUUAUUCGAAGUUCUCCAUCUUUGUUCGUUCGUCCGAUGCUGUUAAACAGGGUUACUUGAUGAGUCUGAUUAGAGGUGUAAGCAAGCAAAAAUGGACAAGGAUGUGGAAGAGGCUCAAAGAAGUGGAUAAGCACUUCGAGUAUCAAUAUCCAUCCCAGGAGGAUGAUGCAGUCCAGAUGAUCUGGCAGGCAUUGGCUAGAAGGGUGCCGGCAAUCCGGCUGAAGGUGCAUAGAUCUAGUAGAUUUUCAAGAUCUGACAGGGGAGGAAAAUAAACAGAAAGGGGUGUAUCUGUUGGCUAAUCUAGCACAGUACUUCACUGACAGGCUCUCAGUUCUUCUCGGUUCCACAAAAACAGAUAGAUUGGAACAAAAGGAAUGGUAUAAGACUAUAAGCUAACAUCAUUCAGGUUGUCUAGUACUCCGUAGUUAUUUAGUUAUUCUAUACAAAAGCUGAAUAACUCGGGAUUUGUUGCUCCAGUUGAAGAUGUAUACUGGCAAGGCAAAGGCUUGUUGUUUUUGUAACAUAUGUUCAACAUAAUUAUGAGAAGGGAAGGGAACGCAGUUUUGCUGUUUCGGAA